Messenger RNA from Cloeon dipterum, 584 nucleotides. Its product is annotated as defense protein l(2)34Fc-like. The coding region runs from base 30 to 512 and encodes 160 amino acids. Gene Ontology annotation, cellular component: membrane. Lineage: Eukaryota; Metazoa; Arthropoda; Insecta; Ephemeroptera; Baetidae. The transcript is spliced from 4 exons. The record is from RefSeq and is a predicted model, not a curated record.
GACUGAUUCUUUGUGAACCACUUUGCAAGAUGUUGAUGCUCGCGUUUGUGUGUGCUUUGCUGUGCCAGGGCGUUCUUUCCUUCCCCACCGGGGCGCCGGAGGUAGCCUGCCAGGACAUGACUCCUCAACAUGGAGUUGAGCCUCAGCCAGAACCAAGUCCAUAUUGGGCCGAAAUUACUAAAAAGGAAGAAAGAAUAUUUGAUUUUACCAUCUAUGGCGACGAGACAAACAACAUCGAAGGCUUUAUGAUUCAGGCCCGCGACCGCAGCACCAGUCAACCCCUUGGCACCUUUGACGCAGUUGAGAAUGAAGUCAAGUUAAUCAAUUGUCUAGGAGGCACUGGAAAUUGUGCCACGCAUCCUAGUGCGUUAGUAAGUAUUACGAGUGUCAAAGUUACUUGGAACGCUCCUGAAGGCGAUCCCUUGGACAACAUUAACUUUGUAUACACCGUGGUUAAGGAAGGUAGUGAGUUUUGGGUAAAUCAAAUUGUGCCUUUGGAAAUCGCUCCCUGAGGUUUUGAGGAAGAAAUGAAUGUGAACAACGGGGAUUUGUUUUUUAAUAAAUUAUGAAGAUAACAAACAUAA